AUGGGAAUCAAACAACCUACUGGUGUGCUGCUGACGGGGCCUCCGGGGACGGGAAAGACGUUGCUGGCGCGAGCGAUUGCUGGCGAAGCGUCAGUUCCAUUCUUUUUCGUUUCUGGAUCGGAGUUUGAUGAGAUAUUUGUGGGCAUGGGCGCGAGGCGAGUGCGGAAACUGUUCGAAGAUGCGAGGAAGCAUGCUCCCUGCAUUGUAUUCAUCGACGAAAUCGAUGCCGUCGGUCUCAAGCGUUCCUUUUACAGCAGCGGAUCCGGCCGCCAAACCGUCAAUCAGCUCCUCAACGAAAUCGGAGGUUUCCGCGACGACGAAGGCAUUCUGGUCAUCGCGGCCACCAAUCUGAAGCACGUUCUCGAUCCUGCACUCAUCCGUCCCGGACGAUUUGACGUGGAGAUUCAAACGUCAUUACCCGAUCGCGAAGCACGCGAAACUCUGCUGAAGAAGAUCACAUCGAAGUCGCGCCUCUCCGAAGACGUGAAUCUCGAAGUCCUUUCUCGCCUAACGAUUGGAUUUUCUGGCGCAGAGCUGGAGAGUCUGAUCAACGUCGCUGCAAUGAUCUCCGUGUCGAACGGUUCGCAAGAUAUCAAGUUCGAGCACAUCCAGGAAGCCUUGGACCGCAUUCAGAUCGGCUCCAAGCAAGUUCUCGGAGAUGAUAAGCAAGCGAUUCGAAACACCAUAAUCCACGAGUGCGGCCAUGCUCUGGUUUCUCUCCUCACCGACGGAACGCUUCCGAUCGGAAAAAUCACUAUCAUUCCUCGCGGUAAUGCUCUGGGCUAUGUCACCCAUGUUCUGGGCGAGGAAGAACUGUAUUCGCGGUCCAAGAAGCAGCUGCUUGCGAGCAUCGAUGUGGCUAUGGGAGGCCGAGCAGCGGAGGAGGUUUUUUUUGGAAAAGAUCGCGUGACUACUGGAGCGGAAAACGACCUUCAGCAAGCAUCGCAGAUGGCGAGGAAAGCGGUGUACGAAUGGGGAAUGGGCAGCACAAUCCGCGUACGAACGGGAGUUGAUCGGUUCACACACGAUCCGCUCCCGAACUAUUCGGAAGCUACCAAGCGAAAGAACGACUUGGAGAUCGAAGAAAUCCUCUCGGAGAGCUACAACCGCGCAAAGUCCCUCAUCGAGAACAAUAAGCACAUUUUGCUAAAACUGGCUGAUGUAGGCUCCGUUUGCUUUCUAGUGAAGUAGGCCGUGGAGGAACACGAAACCAUUUCGGGGGAGGAUGCUCAGCGAAUCAUCAAAGGAGAAAUGCUCGAACUCAAGGCAAAAAAGCAAGCGGAGGGUGCUGAGAAGGAAAAUACGCUCAAUAGUAAUACCCAGGUCAAAGGCAAAGAUGCGGUGGAUAUCGACAAGUUUGCUACGGAGAUUGCAAAGGCGAUGGUUCAGCUACGGUGUGAUCAAGAGAAGGAAAUAUUUGAUAAGUUAUGGCAAAGGGGCAAGCAUUAAAAGUGGAUAUACUUUGAUUA
Molecule: messenger RNA, 1469 nt
Organism: Blastocystis hominis
Lineage: Eukaryota; Bigyra; Opalinata; Blastocystidae
Exons: 8
Coding region: 1-1191 (396 amino acids)
Biological process (GO): proteolysis
Cellular component (GO): chloroplast thylakoid
Molecular function (GO): metalloendopeptidase activity; ATP-dependent peptidase activity; ATP hydrolysis activity
Source: RefSeq, a predicted model, not a curated record